This is a messenger RNA of Trichoderma atroviride IMI 206040, 2652 nucleotides long. RefSeq lists its product as uncharacterized. Gene Ontology annotation, biological process: entrainment of circadian clock by photoperiod; circadian regulation of gene expression. Gene Ontology annotation, cellular component: cytoplasm; nucleus. Lineage: Eukaryota; Fungi; Ascomycota; Sordariomycetes; Hypocreales; Hypocreaceae. Gene Ontology annotation, molecular function: DNA binding; deoxyribodipyrimidine photo-lyase activity; FAD binding. The record is from RefSeq and is a predicted model, not a curated record.
GUUCUUGCCUCUUAAUAUUUUUGAACUACCGCUAUAUCGUCAAGAUUAUCAUUUAAGAAUCCACCGUGUGUAAAUGCUCGCGAGGAGCGUCUAUACGGUAACUCGAUCUCAGAUCACAAGCACGAGUUAUCUGCCCUCACUUUCGUCAUAUUCUAAAUUUCUUCAACCAAAAUUCACAUUCUCUACAAUGCCUCCAAAGGGCUCCAAAAGGAAAACAGCCUCCCCUGUGGGCAAAGCCAAUGGAGUUGAGACCAAAAGAGUGAAGCAUGAAGCCAACCAAGAUGAGCUCCACCAACCUCAUCCAUUCGCAAAGGAUGCAGAAGAACAUGGCAUCGUUCUACGACGCUUCUAUCCGCAUGAAAUGAGCACUUCUCGAGCUUAUGCAUACAAUUCUAAUGAAAUUGAAAGGCCAAUGGAAGGACUCGUCGCGGCACUGGAAGAGACAGCCGGAGCUCGAAAGCAAGCCAAGGUCCGGCACGCCGUAGUUCACUGGUUUAAAAUGGAUCUUCGUCAUUCCGAUAAUCGAUCACUUGCAUUGGCCAGUGCCAAGGCUAAAGAGGCUGGCGUUCCUCUCAUCUGCGUCUACAUCAUAAGUCCUCAAGACUUCGAGGCUCAUCUCACGUCGCCGGUCAGAGUAGACUUUAUGUUGAGAACUUUAAGCGUUCUAAAAGACGAUCUGGCGGCUCUCGAUAUCCCUCUCCAUGUGGAAACCGUGGAUAAGAGGAAGGAUAUUCCACGUCGCAUUUUGGAGCUCAUGGAAGAAUGGGGAAGCAACCACCUCUUCGCCAAUAUGGAAUACGAAGUUGACGAACUGCGACGUGAAACUCGUAUGAUUCGGCAGUUUGCGGAAAAUAAUAUGUCGUUUGAAGUGGUUCAUGAUACGUGCGUGGUACCCCCAGGAGAGUUGCAUAGCGGUACUGGCAAGCAGUAUGCUGUUUACACUCCUUGGUACCGAGCUUGGAUGGCUCAUAUUCAUGAGAAUUUGGAUCUCCUCGAGAUUUAUGAUCGGCCGGAGAAAAAUCCAGGUGCCACGCGUCGAACCUUCAAGACGCUCUUCGAUUGCCCAAUUCCAGAUGCACCAAAGAAUAAGCAGCUCAAUGAUGAGGAGAAAAAGAGGUUCCACGGUCUGUGGCCUUGUGGCGAACAUGAGGCCAUGUCAAGAUUGGAGAAAUUUUGCGACGAGGCAGUCACAAGCUAUCACGAUAGGCGAAAUAUCCCUGGGGACAAUGGGACGUCAUGCCUAUCUGUGCAUCUUGCAAGCGGGACAAUCAGUUCCAGGACAUGCGUUCGGACAGCCAGGGACAGGAACAAGACUAAGCGAUUAGAUGGUGGUCAUCAGGGCAUUCAUGUUUGGAUCAGCGAAGUCGCCUGGCGAGAUUUUUACAAGCACGUUUUGGUUAACUGGCCAUAUGUCUGUAUGAACAAGCCAUUCAAGCCCGAGUAUGCGAAUAUCGAGUGGUCUUACAACAUGGAUCAUUUUGAAGCAUGGUGUGAGGGGCGAACUGGAUUUCCCAUUGUCGACGCUGCGAUGCGUCAGCUCAAUCACAUGGGAUAUAUGCAUAACCGGUGUCGCAUGAUUGUCGCUUCGUUCCUGUCCAAAGAUCUGUUGAUUGAUUGGCGCAUGGGUGAGAAGUAUUUCAUGGAGCACUUGGUCGAUGGCGAUUUUGCGAGCAACAACGGUGGCUGGGGAUUCAGUGCCAGCGUUGGAGUUGAUCCACAGCCCUACUUCCGCGUCUUUAACCCAUUGCUCCAAAGUGAAAAGUUUGACCCCAACGGCGAGUACAUCCGUAAAUGGAUUCCUGAGCUGAAAGCCUUGAGUGAUAAGGAGAUACACGACCCGUAUAACCGAGGUGCUGGCACCAAAGCGAAGAAGCAGGGCUAUCCGAAGCAAAUCGUCGAUCAUAAAGGCGCGAGGGAGCGUGCUCUGAGCGCAUACAAGGACGGGCUGGAGAGAGGGAUCUAGGAGAAAUUGGAUAUCGAAAACGGUUCAUCUGAUAGUUCAAUAAGUGUCAAUUAAUAUGGUCAAUUCGUACUUGAAAAUCUAAGCAUGUUUGACCCGUAUCUGUACCAUGGCGAGCAACUUAACCGCCACAGCUUUUUGAAGGCCAAAGUGUUUAAUCUUCGGCUUGGAAACUAUCAGAGCAGCUCCAGAAUCCCCGACCAUAGAGCGCAGGUUAGUGCUCGCUCGAGGAGACUUUGCUAGCCGGUAUGUCUUCAUAAUGAGGCGGGGAAAAAAAGGAAAAAGUCUUUAAUAAACGUCACAUCCGAAUCGCAUAUUUCCACGUCGAAAUCUUCUUGUCUUGAAACGGAGCCAAAACGCCUUGAAUUGGAUUUGCUACAUGCAGCCAACUCUAGUUUCCACGCCCGCCUUUCAUACCCAUGCUAAUCCCUUUUUAUGUUUUUGAGAAAUUUAUCGCUGGGCGCUCCAGACGGCCUUGACGAGACCAUCACGCUGAGCCAAUCGGUUCAGGGAGUCGUCGGACUCACCCAUGGCACGGACGAAGCCGCACAGGGCGUAGACGUGGUUCUCUCCGGGGACGGCACGGCCGUUCUCGUCAACCUUGGCAAUGGAGAUCUGGACGGAGCCGUGGUCCUUGGCCUUGAUGAUGCGGUUGGUAGCGCUGCACUUGCGCGGGACGUAGCUGGACGGAC